This is a messenger RNA of Staurois parvus, 433 nucleotides long. Lineage: Eukaryota; Metazoa; Chordata; Amphibia; Anura; Ranidae. The record is from the annotation of a GenBank genome assembly.
AUGCCGUUGCCGAUUAUCGGCUGCACUUUCCUCACGCUGUCACAGCGUGAGGAAAGUACUGCCGAUAACUGGCAAUUGUCAGAGGAGGGAUCGGCACCGAUCAUCAGGGCACUGAUGAUCAGUGCCCCGAUGAUUGGUGCACAACAGUGCCACCCACCAGUGCUGCCCACCUGUGCCCAGCAGUGCCACCAACCUGUGCCCAUCAGUGCCACCCACCAGUGCCCAGCAGUGCCACCCACCAGUGCUGCCAUCAGUGCCACCUAUUAGUGCCAGUCAGUGCCACCUAUUAGUGCCAGUCAGUGCCGCCUAUCAGUGUCAUGUAUCAGUGCUGCCUUUCAGUGCCCAGCAGUGAUGCCUGUCAAUGCCCAUCAGUGCCACCUAUCAGUGCUGCCAAUCAGUGCCAGUCAGUGCCACCUAACAGUGCCAGUCAGUG